CAUAUUUACUACUUCACAUGUGGGCCAGCAGCUUUCAAAUCAGUACAUUUUUGUAACAGAAGACUAUAAGAGCAGGUCUGACCUAACCCCCGAGGAGCAUCUUAAAAUAUUUUAGCCGCAGACACUGGCAAAACUUGAAGCUGACUGUUGUGCAACAGGCUGCACAGGACGGAGGCGCGCAUAGCUGUUUACUUUUGAUAGUUGUUUGUUAUUGUUGUUAGCUAACGUUGAAACUCGACAGUUCUUUUACCGCAAAACUGUUGCCUAUUAGCUUAUAAAUACCCCCGUAUGUCUGUGUAAAAUAUGUUUGUUUUUUGGUUCUUCAGGUUAAACAAAACUAUUUUGUUUAUAACGAAGCUACACUGGCAGUCGUCAGUAUUAGUGAGGCAGCUAUGCUAACGUAGGCUAAUCCGCGUGCAAUGUGCGUUUACGUUUUAUUGGUCACCUCUGCAAUACACGCACGCUGCAUUGACUUAAUAAUAGAUUCACAGCUAACGUUACUUACUUUGUUUCUUUUUUUUUUUAAAGCUGUGGUAGGCAUUUCAUUUGUCCAUCAUCAAAAUUCCAUCAUAAUCUUUCAGCAUAUUGCAAUUCAAGUGGUAUGAGAGAAAACUAGACUUCUAUUCGUUCCUUUUGGCUGUUCUGCGCAUGCAUCGCCCGUGCGACAAAGACGGGAGAGGGGGAGCUGCAGGCAGAGGUCAUGGCACUGUGUGGAGUCAAGGGUACACGUUUCUUGGGGCCCAAUGUGUACCCAGAAGCCCCUGAUGGAGGCUGGGGAUGGGUGGUGGCUGUGGCCUUCUUCUUGGUGGAGGUUUUCACUUAUGGUACCAUCAAGAUAUUUGGUAUCUUUCUGCAGGACCUGAUGGAGGAGUUUGGAGAGACCAACAGUCGGGUCUCCUGGAUCGUUUCCAUCUGCGUGUUUGUCAUGACCUUCAACGGUCCUCUCUCCUCUGUGAUGACUAACCGCUUUGGGUUCCAACUGGUUGUUAUGAUUGGAGGAUUACUUAUUGCCGCUGGGACCAUUGCAACCAGCUUUACCAACUCCAUCAAUCAAAUGUACAUCACCUAUGGAUUAGUUGCAGGUCUAGGAUACUGUCUGACCUUCCUGCCCACUGUGACCAUCCUUUCCCAGUACUUUUCUCGCCGACGGUCUCUGGUCACAGCUGUGGCUUCCACUGGAGAGUCCCUGUCCAUGUUUGCCCUAGCACCAGCCUUUUCUGCAUUGAAGGACCAUGUUGGCUGGCGACAUACCAUGGCAGUGAUAGGAGCUUUGCAAAGCACCAUCAUCAUCUGUGGUGCUCUGCUUCGGCCAAUCAUUAUCAAACCCAGAGCGACCCCUGAGACAAAGACUGACGGAUCGUCCCCAAAGGAACUGGAAGCUCUCAGUACACCAGAGAAUGUAGAGGGCACAAAUCCAGAAGACUCUAUAAUAAACAAUACCUCAUAUGCACAAAAUACCUCCCACAGUCUGGACAAUGAGCUAACUAGAGGCUCUGUGAGCACAGGAGACUCUGGUGUCCAGUCUCUAAAGGACACAGACGACAGCAGCCCAGAGGAGAAGACUUUACUGCACAAAGAAGCAGGGAAAUUUGUGGAAAACAGUACGGCAGAGGUUAUAGAAAUUUUAACCGGGGAGAAAAAGAAUGAAAAUGCAGAGAAACAAGCAAUGAAAGAUGACGAGGAAAUUAAAUUAGGCGAUGAAAAGCCAUCUGCAAAGAACUCAAAACUUCUAGACUUUUCUGUCCUCAGAGAGUGCAGCUUCAUUCUCUAUUCUCUGUUCGGACUGUUCGCCACGCUCGGUUUCUUCGCCCCUCAACUCUACAUCAUUGAGCUGAGUGUGAGUCGAGGUGUGGAGCGGGACCGCGCCACCUACAUGCUCUCCACCAUGGCUGUGGCUGAAAUCCUUGGCCGAUUCUCCAUUGGGUGGAUGCUGAACCGGGAGCAGUUCAGGAAGAAGAAGCUGCUAGUGCUUCUGGCAUGUGUAAUUGCAAUGACCGCUGAUCUGGUUGGAUUUACUUUGGUUACAGAGUUCUACGGCCUGGCUGUGUGCUGUGCUUUGUAUGGGUUCUUCAUGGGAACCCUAGCAUGCACCCACAUCCCCAUGCUGGCUGAGGAUGAUGUGGUGGGCAUAGAGAGGAUGUCUUCAGCUGCUGGUGUCUAUGUGUUCAUACAGAGCUUUGCUGGGCUGGCUGGACCACCACUUGGAGGUGUGCUGGUGGAUGUGACUGAGAACUACGGAUCAGCCUUCUACUCCUGUGCAGUCGGCAUGGGAGUUAGUGCAUUGUUCUUGGGUAUGGUAAAACCUGCUAAGAAAGGAUUACUGUGUAGGAAGAGGAACUAUAAACUCCCUGAAGGCAUACAUGAAAGAGAAGGGGACUCCGAGGAACAGAUUGCAGUGCAUAAACCGGACGAAAGAACUGACCGUUCUCUGGACUGCUCUGAAGUAGACGACCAGGCGGAGGCCACAAGAGAUGUGGAGGAUGUUAUAUACGUUUAGCUUGAGCUGAUGAGAUAGGAUAAGGGUAAUGCAAGUGUUAAGCCAUAUGAGGGUAACAUGCUGAAGAUGACAGCUACCCCAUAGGCAAGAGGAAUACAGAGAAGCUGAAGUGACAUGAAUGCAAUAAAGAGAAAGACCAAAAGUGUUUAUGAUCUAACAUGGUAGAUCUGGCCUCUGAGACCAAUCUUUAGAACUUUUACAUCACAGUAUUUAUGUAGCAAUUGUGCCUCACAUACCUAAUGUAUCAAACUGCUUUUUUUCUAGAGUCAAAGGGUAUACUAUGAAAUUAGCUUUAAGUGAGUGAAGCUUUUGAUGUAGUCUUGCCUUAAAGGAACACGCCGACUUAUUGGGAAUU
Messenger RNA from Perca flavescens (yellow perch), 2852 nucleotides. RefSeq names its product monocarboxylate transporter 7. Bases 701 to 2497 code for a protein of 598 amino acids. The record is from RefSeq and is a predicted model, not a curated record. Gene Ontology annotation, molecular function: monocarboxylic acid transmembrane transporter activity. Lineage: Eukaryota; Metazoa; Chordata; Actinopteri; Perciformes; Percidae. The transcript has 6 exons. Gene Ontology annotation, biological process: transmembrane transport; monocarboxylic acid transport.